CUCGCCACCAUGAACGGUAAAGCACGCGCGCGCGCUGCUCAGAGCCAGACGACGGGGAUAUACAAGCCAGAGUCAGUCAAAGAAGCUGCGCGAUUUAUGCGACACGGGCGAAGAACAACCCUGACCGUAUCCGACAUGGAACAAGCGUUCAAAGUUCUCAAUAUCGAGCCGCUAUAUGGACACAGUCAACAUAAUCCUCCGGUGUUCCGACGUGCGCUCCCCUAUCCUAACUCAAAUGCUGGCCCAGUAUACUUUGUUGAGGACGAGGAGAUCGACUUCGACCGCGUACUCCGAGAAGAGAAGCUAGCUCUGCCGAAGGGUGUCACAUACCAUGCACACUGGCUCGCCGUCGAGGGUGUCCAGCCACAAAUACCUGAAAACCCCCCUGUCAUCGUGAAGGAAGGGGACGUCCCGGCACCGCUGAACGCGAAGACGAACGGCGUCGUGGUCACUCCGGCUGGAGGCGUGAAGAAGCUGCAACAGACGCCGAUCCAGGGUCAACAACAACAACAGCUUGUCAAGCAAGUGCUCUCGCGCGAAUUACAACUGUACUACACGCGCUUGACCACUUCUCUGUCAACAUCAUCAUACUCUGCGCCCGACGAGUUGAAGAAGCGCGCCGCAGCGAUCGGCAGUCUGAGCCAGGACGCAGGAUUGCAAGCACUUCUUCCUUAUCUCAUCCGAUGGGUUAGCGAGAGCGUCGUUGCCGUACUCAAGGAAGGGGGGCAGUCAGAGCAAGACGGGCACACCCUCGAGACAAUGCUGGAUGUCAUCGGCGCUCUGAUGCGAAAUACAACCCUGUUCAUCGAGCCUUACUUGCAUCAAUUGUUGCCACCCCUCCUCUCCCUCCUGCUUCACAGCACGCUUCCACCCUCCCACGCUGUCGUCCUCCGCACGAAGUCGGCACAGACACUCGCCGAGCUUCUGCGGAAGCAUUCCACAACGUACCCCUCCCUCGCCCCACGCAUAAUGAAGACGCUGCUUCUCGCGCUGAUAUCACCAGAGAAAUCGACCCAUAUUGGCACCCGGGAGGGCGCCGUCCGUGGGCUCGUCGGCGUUGGGAAGGAAGCCGUAAGGAAGGGUCUCGUCGAGGGUGGCGGCGCGCGCGUUAUCGGAAAUGAGGUCUCAUCCGGGCUUCCGGGUGGCGAUGGGCUUGCAACGGUGGUGAUGGAUGCGCUCGCCAUCAUGAAGCCAACAGACCGGGACGACCAGAUGGACACGCUGGAGACCCUGACCCAGGACACGGAGCUCGUCGAACAGCUGACUUCGAAGAUUGGCGAGCACUUCGCAAGGCGAGUGCUGGCCGAAGGCAAUAGGGAGUGGGUGCGAAGCCUGCUGGAAGGCGAGGGUUGACGCGCCCCAAAUAUUUUUUGCUCAUGAUCGUAUCUGCUUUGGACACUGCAUAUUUGUACUGCUUUCGUAUGUUGCUUCACAAUGAGUGCUGAGCCUUGGCCAAUGCCAUCCGUGUACCGGCGACUCUGGCC
Schizophyllum commune H4-8 is the source of this 1484-nucleotide messenger RNA. RefSeq lists its product as uncharacterized. The transcript has 5 exons. NCBI's taxonomy places the organism in Eukaryota, Fungi, Basidiomycota, Agaricomycetes, Agaricales, Schizophyllaceae. The record is from RefSeq and is a predicted model, not a curated record. The annotation marks the transcript as partial. Gene Ontology annotation, biological process: RNA polymerase II preinitiation complex assembly; transcription initiation at RNA polymerase II promoter. Gene Ontology annotation, molecular function: protein heterodimerization activity; transcription coactivator activity; RNA polymerase II general transcription initiation factor activity. Gene Ontology annotation, cellular component: SAGA complex; SLIK (SAGA-like) complex; transcription factor TFIID complex.